AUGGAGAGUCAAUCAUGGUUUUUGUGUUUAAUCCUUAGCUUUGGCUUGGUUGUACUGUCAGACGCGCAAUAUAUUCCACCGCCUGAAUUUGGGCGAAAAAGGAACGCUGAGGACAUACUUCAGGUAAAUAGACUUUUAGACUUAAGGACGUAGGUUUUUUCCAAAGCCAUAAAUUUUCUGACUUUGUAAGGAUCUACUUUUGUAAGUCUCAUUUCUCAGUUACGGAUGUCAUUUUGAGAGCAAUCUGGUACAUUUUCUUUGUCCAGUAACACAGCUUGUUGCGGGGUAAAGAUAAUGAGGCAAAAAUCUUAGUGGCUUGUUGUGUUAGUGCGUAACACUAUUAAAAGAAUCGUAACUUUUUUUCAAGGAAAAAGUACGCAAUGCAGAUGAAGAUAGACCCCCGUAUCUUCCGCCGGAUGAAAUGGGAAGAAAGCGAGAAAGUAACCGCCGACUCAUGAUGGUAAGUCCUUUCAGGCUUGACACGUAAUUAAUUUGCGUUAUUUCCAUUCUCAGUAUCGCUUUUGCCAAGAGUUAGACUUUUGAGCUGGCACUAAACGAAAUGUUUAACGAACCAAGAAAAUGAAAGAAGACAGAAAUGCCCCAGUCAAAUUAUUAGUAUUCAAUCUUUUCAAUUUCUUAAUAAGUAGUCAUAUCUCCACUCUCUUCUUAUUCGUUAAUUUCUGUAAUAGUUAUUUAACUGUUUGCGGGCAAAAAGAACGCCGGUAUAUGUGUUCAAAUCGAUCGAUGGCAGAUUCGAGCGUAACAUUAUUGAAGUCAUACAUUAGUCCUGCGAGGUCAUCAGCUUAACUUGGGACAAGGCUAAAUAG
Porites lobata is the source of this 827-nucleotide messenger RNA. The record is from the annotation of a GenBank genome assembly. Lineage: Eukaryota; Metazoa; Cnidaria; Anthozoa; Scleractinia; Poritidae.